Messenger RNA from Cladophialophora immunda, 1587 nucleotides. RefSeq lists its product as uncharacterized. The transcript has 3 exons. Gene Ontology annotation, molecular function: oxidoreductase activity, acting on paired donors, with incorporation or reduction of molecular oxygen; heme binding; monooxygenase activity. Bases 1 to 1587 code for a protein of 528 amino acids. NCBI's taxonomy places the organism in Eukaryota, Fungi, Ascomycota, Eurotiomycetes, Chaetothyriales, Herpotrichiellaceae. The record is from RefSeq and is a predicted model, not a curated record.
AUGAUAACUCCAGUCGCAGCCGUUUCUCUCGUGGCACUCUCGUGUGCCGUGCUCCUUCUGCUGAGGCCCAUUGUUAUUUUCUGGCUGGAUCCUUUGGAUCUGCGGAAGUAUCGAGCCCCCAGCUUUCUUGCUGCCACCACUCCGUUAUGGCUCAUGUGGGAGACGUGGAUGCAACGGCGGUCGGCCACAAUACACGCAGAAUUGGCCAAAUGCGAAGACGACGUGCUCCGCGUCGCGCCGAACAUGCUCAUGUUCAACGAUCCUCAAGCGGUCAAGGACAUCUACGGCCACCUGGCAGCAAGGAAAAUCGUCAAAGAUGUGUUUUACGAUAAGAUUGCCGGCGACGUCCACGACAUUGUCAACACGAGGGACCACGAUGACCACGGUCGCAAGAGAAAGUAUCUCGCAAAUUCCUUUGCCCUGAAGACUGUUGUCGAUAUGGAACCAGUCAUCAGGAAGAACUUCAAGAACUUGCUGGUGCGCAUCGAUGCAUUUUGUGCUGCAUCUGAGGCAGACCCAAAAGCCCAGCAGUCGUUCAACAUCCGUCAAUGGUUGAACUAUUUUACACUGGACGUCAUUUCGGACAUGGCGUUUGGAUACUGCACCGGGUUUCUGACACAAGGCGGGGACUCGAGGCAAGCGCAGACCCAAGGAGGCAUAUCCUACGAGGUCGGGAGCUUGAUUAAUGCUCUACAACAAGGCGUCCGCCACAGCCUGACAGUCGCUCAAGUUGUCUCCCCGCGAACGGUGCCCUGGCUGAAGGCGCUUUCUCGUUGUACUCCCCUUGGGUACCGGGUAACCCACGCUAAAGACGCCGAUGACUUUGAGAAUCUCUGCAUAUACCAAUUACGCAAGCGUUUAGAGCAAGGACCUCCGGAACGUGAUACCCAGGACUUCAUCGCCAACAUUUUAAAGGACAAGGCGGGCUCGGAUCGACCAGUCCCCUUUCGCGAGCUCGUCGCCGAAUCGCAAGUGCUGAUGAACGCGGGGAGCGACACAACAGCCGCCGGACUGACGAGCACCAUCUACCACCUCCUCUCCAACCCGGAGACCAUGAGCCGGCUGAGGGCUGAGGUUGAUUCACGCGUCAGCCCCGACGACCCUCAAGAGAUUCUCCCCUAUGACCUGGUCCGGGACCUGCCGUAUCUUCGCGCUUGUAUAGACGAGACCCUCCGGCUUCGACCCCCGAUCGCGUACCCCUUGCAACGCCUUGUGGUUGCCCCGGAAGGAGCCAUCAUCGCCGGCCGGCAUAUCAAGCAGGGGACUGUGGUCGCGGUGCCCCCGUUCUCGAUCCACCGGAAGGAGACCGUCUUCCCCGAACCCGACCGCUUCAACCCCGACCGGUGGCUGAACAAGGACGACCCCGUCCAACUGGAGGCGUUGCGCAAUUACUAUAUUCCCUUCAGCCAGGGUCCUCGGGCGUGUCUGGGCCGACACAUCGCCAUCAUCGAGCUGCAGAUUCUGAUUUCCAGUUUGGUCAGACGGUAUGACAUACAGCUCGAGCGGGAAGGGCAGGAACUGUUGAUUUUUGAGCGGUUCAACUCAAACCCGGGCCCGCUCCCUAUUCGUAUCAGGCGACGCGCGUAG